CGGGCAGGCAGGCGUCUCGUGCCUGCCGCUAAACCUGAGAAUUUGACCCGGCCUCCAACAACCUGGAGGCUAGAGCCCCCCCAGAAAAUCAAAAUAACCCGCCAUCUACGUAGCACAUACGCAAGCCCCAGUUUUUAACCGAAUAAUACUCCUCAUUUCCCGGCUUCUACUCGAGCUAGUAGUCAGUGUGCAUCCAGCUAGCUAGAGGUAGAGCGUAGGAGGAGUAGUAAAACUGGUGCCACGCUUCCGUGAAGGCGGGAUCACCGGCGCCGGCCCAUUCCAUACGCUCGCUAGCUCGCAGCUGGCUCAGGAGUCCCAUGGAAGCAACCACUCCCCUCUUAACGCCACAUUGAAUCCCAAUCAACGCCAGCGUCCGUCCGUCCGUCCGUCCCCUCCACCAUACGCCAUAGCUAACCCCGCAAGCUUCCUCGACCGACCGGCCGGCUUCGUACGCCCGUGCAGAGCCAGUGCGACGUCCAUCUCCUGCCACCCGGCUGGGCUAGCUAGCUAGCUACCUUGUCCUCCUGUGGCUCGCCGCGCUCCAUGACUCCCCAGGCCUGCGCGCGGAGGCCAUGAGACGACCCGGCGGCGCCGCCCCCGUCGUCGUCCUCCUCCUCUGGCUCGCCGCGCUCACCUUCGCCUUCCACGGCUGCGGCGGCGGCCUCCUCCGUUGCGGAAGCUCGGUGGCCGUGGUUGAGCGGGAUCGUCGUCCGGCCUCUCUUCCCAGGAAGAUGCUUCUGGCCGUGGAGAGCCGGAGCCUCGACCCCUCGUCGGCCGCCGGUGCUCCACAAGAUCAACACCACCACCACCACCACCAUCAUCAUCGUGCUGGUCACCACCAUCGUCAACGGCACCACCGCCUCCCAAGCAAAUGGAACUGGCAGAGAGUCCCGCCGUCCGCCGCUCCCGGGGACGGCGAGGAGGUCGACCCGCGGUACGGCGUGGAGAAGCGCCUCGUCCCGACAGGCCCGAACCCGUUGCAUCACUGAGGGCCGCCGGGCUUCCAUCCAUGGGCGAUUCUUCAUGUACUUAUCCUGAUCAGAAGCUGCAAAAGCAUGCAAGGGGGAGGGAGAAAAAGAACCGAAAUUUUACUAGCUGUGGUACAUAUGAAUUAUUAUGUUGUUGUGUUGUUGUUGAGUAUGCGUCUCUUCCUCUUUCACAUUUGUAGUUUGUCCAUUCUUUGAUUUUCUCUGCUAGCUGCAUGAUCAAAAUCUUGGCAUGAAUAAGAUGAGUACGACUGCAGGUGACAUUUGCAUGUACUGCAUAAGAUCGAUUAUUUGCAGUGAUCUGUAAUUAUUUCACUCUGUGCUUUA
Molecule: messenger RNA, 1313 nt
Organism: Triticum urartu
Lineage: Eukaryota; Viridiplantae; Streptophyta; Magnoliopsida; Poales; Poaceae
Product: protein FON2 SPARE1-like
Source: RefSeq, a predicted model, not a curated record